This is a messenger RNA of Sphaerodactylus townsendi, 2231 nucleotides long. RefSeq names its product meprin A subunit beta (gene MEP1B). Gene Ontology annotation, molecular function: metalloendopeptidase activity; protein binding; zinc ion binding. NCBI's taxonomy places the organism in Eukaryota, Metazoa, Chordata, Lepidosauria, Squamata, Sphaerodactylidae. Gene Ontology annotation, cellular component: membrane. The record is from RefSeq and is a predicted model, not a curated record. The coding region runs from base 1 to 2178 and encodes 725 amino acids. The transcript has 15 exons. Gene Ontology annotation, biological process: proteolysis.
AUGAGUAUGAAGAGACAUUCUGCACCUGUUCAUGAACCACUGGAAAUAAGUGAAGACAAUGAAUUGGAUCAAGAUAUCAUUGAUAUCAAUGAAGCUUUAGGACUGGACCUGUUCGAGGGUGAUAUCAAACUUGAUGGGAUGCGAAACUCCAUUAUUGGUGAUCAAUAUCGAUGGCCCCACACCAUUCCAUAUGUCUUGGAGGACACCCUGGAAAUGAAUGCCAAAGGACUUAUCCUCAAAGCAUUUGAACAGUACCGCCUAAAAACCUGUAUUGAUUUCAAACCCUGGGAAGGAGAGCCAAAUUAUCUUUCUGUGUUCAAAGGAAGCGGCUGUUGGUCCUCCGUUGGAAACCGCCAAAUUGGAAGGCAAGAACUCUCCAUAGGAGCCAACUGUGACAGGAUUGGGACUAUUGAGCAUGAGUUCCUUCAUGCACUGGGAUUCUGGCAUGAGCAGUCGCGUUCUGACAGGGAUGAUUAUGUCACAAUAAUGAGAGACAGAAUUCAGUCUGGUAAAGAAGGAAACUUCAAUAAAUAUAGUGAUAAAAGAUCAGACUUUCUUAACGUCCCAUAUGACUACACCUCUGUAAUGCACUACAGUAAAACUGCAUUCAUGAAUGGCACAGAACCAACAAUAGUAACCAACAUACCAGCCUUCAUUGAUGUGAUUGGACAACGAAUGGAUUUCAGUGAAUAUGAUAUCCAGAAACUGAGUCGACUGUAUAACUGUACCACCUCCUUAAGUUUUAUGGAAACAUGCAAUUUUGAAUUUGAAAACAUGUGUGGCAUGAUUCAAAGUUCAGACAAUAAUGCUGACUGGCAGCGCCUAACUGAAAUUUCUGGAGAACCAAAAACCGAUCAUACCUAUGUUGGAACCUGUCAGGAAACUGGUUACUUUGUGCAUUUUAACACUAGUGCUGGAAUCACACAGGACCGAGCCAUUUUAGAGAGUCGAAUUCUGUAUCCCAAGAGAGGAUUCCAGUGCCUGCAGUUCUAUUAUUACAAUAGUGGGAGUGAAAGUGAUCAGCUGAACAUCUUAGUUAAAGAGUACAGUGACACAAACCUCAAUGGUACUUUAAGACUUGUGGAAACGAUCCAAGGUUCACCAAAAGAUUACUGGCAGCUAUACCAUGUUCCUUUAAAUGUUACAACUAAAUUCCGAGUUGUAUUUGAAGGCAUAAAAGGAUCUAGCGCAUCAAAUGGAGGUCUUUCCAUUGAUGAUAUCAAUCUGUCAGAAACCCAGUGCCCUCACCAUGUUUGGCACAUAAGAAAUUUCACUCAGCUCCUUAAUUCAAGCCCUGCAGGGGAAGCAGGAGCAAUAUACAGUCCACCAUUUUAUUCUAUGCAAGGUUAUGCAUUUCAGAUUGCACUGUAUAUGAACAGUUCUAGCUCGCUUAAUUUAGGUAUAUAUUUACAUUCAGUUUCUGGUGUAAAUGACAAUAAUUUAACAUGGCCUUGUGCAUGGCAGCAAGCUACUAUGGUUCUCCUUGAUCAACAUCCAGACAUUCGUCAACGUAUGUCAAAUCAAAGGAGUGUAACAACAGAUCCUGAACAAUUACUAGACUCUUCAAAUCUUUUUUGGGACAGACCAGAUAAAGUAGGAGUACCAGCUAAUUUUACUAAUGGCACUCAAUUUAUGAGAGGUCCUAAAUCUGGAACAUCAGCCUUUAUAACACACAAAAGAGUUAAAAGUCGUGACUUUAUUAAGGAGGACAGUGUUUUCAUUCUAACAACAGUAGAAGAUAUAUCCCAUUUAUUAUUUACGGAGCCAAAUUUUACAACCACGGCUAGGCCGACUGCAGCAGUAAGCAGUGCUUCAACCACGGCUCGUCCUACAGCAGGAGUAAGCAGUGCUUCAACCACAACGCAAUCAACUAUUAUGUCCAGCCCUGCUAGUCUUUGUGAAGCUUUUGGUUGUCAAAACGAUGGGAUCUGCCUGGUGGUGGAUGGAAAGCCAGCUUGCAGGUGCCCUGUAGGUAUUGACUGGUGGUUUGUGGGAGAAAAAUGUGAAACAAAAGGAUCAACUAAGGACACGGCUGUUAUAGCAAUUUCUUCAACUCUUUCUGUAUUUGCCAUUAUGCUGAUCGUCACCAUUGUUUCCGUCAGCUGUGUUCGAAAGAAAUAUCGCAAGCAACUGAAAGCUAGAACAGACCUGGAAUUACAAAAUAAAACACCACUCUGAAGAUGGUAAGAGUUUGGAUUACAAAAGAUUAUAUCAAGCUACUUGGAUACCUU